Molecule: messenger RNA, 3195 nt
Organism: Rhopilema esculentum
Lineage: Eukaryota; Metazoa; Cnidaria; Scyphozoa; Rhizostomeae; Rhizostomatidae
Source: RefSeq, a predicted model, not a curated record
GGAGGUGUCAAACCUCCCCAAUAGUAUCUCAAUAAGAAAUGUCAGGUAAAAUCCGCUCAGUGGAAGAAAUGCUUGAAGGUAAUGUGUCCAUAUAAAGAGUUGCGUAUACCCAACUUGUCAAGUAGCAUCAAAAUUACGGCUUACGAUUGGUCAGUAUUCUUGCGAUGCAAAACUGCUCACAUGAAAAGCUAACUUCGCAGCAGGGUAGAUAAACAGAACGACCGCAAUGGCCGGGGCGAUGACAUGAAAAAUCACAUAUUUCUGAAAACCCCCGCAGAGUUGCUUGCUUUAGCUGGACACAUUACCUUUAAGGUAUUUCAGAGACCUCCAUGUCUCAAAAUCAAUUAAGGAACAAGCUAAGGUAGUUGCUCCGUUGUGUCGCCGAGAAACCUAGUAGUAUUUAGAACAUUCUAGACAUUUGCUUACGUAAUACAUAAUUACCUCGAAUUAUCUGCCAACAUGCUUGCUUAGUCAUUAUUAGGUAAUCCCUUUAAUUGUAGCCGCUGUUAUCAUAAUAUGGUAGUUAGCCUCGAUUUCGUUUACAACUUUCUAGAACUUUGGGGGGUUAUCGGGAACAUUCUCUAAAGGGUAUUUUUAGAAUUUUUGUAAUACAUAUAACGUACAAUAUGUCAUGAUUAAUCAGCAAAUUCUUAGCUAGAACUUUCUGUAGCAAGAGUAUAUAAACAGACAAGCAUUAUAGAAAUUAUUAUCAACAAACUAGUGAGAGGAUCGACAGGCAUAGAAGUAUCAACUAGCGAGAGUUAAGUAAUCUAUCAUAGCAUAGUCAUAAGAGGGGGAUAGUGUGGAAACUAGAACAAAGGCUAUUGUUCUAACGAUUGUGAGAGCAGGAUAACUUGAAUUAGGCAACAGAGUGCGACGAAAGUGCACACUCAGAAUGGCGAGUAGUACUGAAUACAUUGAUGGUGUCGAUCUUGACGCGAUUCUCUGUUUGUUAGAAGAAGAUGAACUUACUCAUGACUCAAAUUUUCAGUCUGAUGUCGAUUCUCGUCUUUCCGAGGUAGAAUUUUCAAAAGAAAAAUCAAACUUCAAAUGCAGUGUAUGCCAAAAAGUAUGCCAGUCAGAGAGAGGCUUAAAGCGCCAUGGAACAAUGAAACACAGCAAGAAAAAACCAACAGAUGGAGCUUCUUCCGACCUGUUUCACCAUCCGCUACGUCUAAAAACAUUUAUUGAAAACUGUGCAAUCAAACUUUCAAAAGAUGAAUGUUAUCCAAUUUCAGUUCAAGAGGAAUUCAAUGGAUACAAAAUAACAGUAGCACAAGCAAUAUUGGUGCAUGGUAAGCUUGAAAACAUCAUCAGUGAUUAUAAUGGAGAUGCUGACAAGUUUUAUCCAAAGUUUUAUGCAGCUAUUUCUGAACAAGAGCCCUUUUUUGAUAGUCUUUCCACUGAAUCAUCCCUACUCUUAGGGAUGGAAUUAGCUAACAGCAUUCUGGCAUAUUUGACAAACUGCACUGUAAAGGAUGGAUUGCUGAAAACAACAUCUGACCAGUUUGUUUUUUCACAGAGAGAAGAAGAUGCCUUAGUGUACUUUAGUGGAUAUGUCUUUGGAACACUUUAUAGGCGCCUGCGUAACAGCCAAAAAUUGGCAGAGAAUGCAAGGUACAAAUUUGUAUCUUUAAAAGAUCGUGGUGGGCUCUGGAGAGUGAACCGAGAUGUUGUUCAAAUGUUUCGAGUAACCGAAAUAUAUUUUCGUAAGCAAACAGCUGGUAUCAUCAAGAGCAUGAACACAAAUAAAAUGAUCAGUUUCCUUAUAAAAAAUUGUACCAUCCAAAGUGUUUUCAAAACAUUGUACCAAAACGGAGAUAAUACAGUGAAAAAGGAACUGGCGUUCAACCUGCUUGAAUACAUAUUGACAUUAUAUCUACGUGUUCGAAUGUUUUCUUAUGCCAAAGAUAUAAAAGAAAAGAGCUUGAAAUCUCUUAAGAAAACAAAAAAGAAGUCACUACGGAAGGAGCUAAAACAGUCCAGUCAAAGCACUGAUCCUCCAAGGUGAUUUGUGUUAUUCAAAAACACUACAUAAGAGUUCCAGAGACAUGUGUGGCAUACUUCCUUCAAUUACUUUUAAUACUUUUUGUACUUAAUACUUUGAUAGUUGAUGAAUAGUAUGUUCUGGAAAAAGAGUGUUUAAUUGAAAUAGCUAAUUCUUAAAUAAAACCAUGGAUAAAUAAUUUAAGAGAAUAGAAAAGGGGAAAUUGCAGGGCCUCAAGUGUAUUUUGACUAUGUUGUUUUAAUAUGAUGUUUAAUAUGAAAUUUAAUAUGGAAAAAUGUUUUUGUCAUUAAGCAAAGGGAAAAAUUAAUUUAUUUUUUUAUUGGGAAAUAUCAUAUGAUCUAACUGGUCUAGUCCACUUUAUCAAAGCCUCUGAACAAACAUUAGUUUGACUACAAUAUAUAACAAACUUUCACUACAAUAUACAUAAAAUAUUUACUGAAACACAAUGUUUGAAAGUAUAUAGCUAGGUUAGGAAUUAGUUUCAGUAUCAAUAGAUGUAAUUUCGUGUCACUGCACAGUUUCUAGAAAACAUAUAUAUGUUCAAAAAGUUUAAGCUUCUUUGAACCUCUUUGUCUGACGUGAAGGAACUGGUGUUUCAUCAAUCUUAUUCAAAUUUGCUAUUUGGCCAUAUUUGACACCCCUAACAUUCCCCGCAAUAGGUGUGACUGCUAGCUGAUUCCGGAUUGAAUUGUCAUUAUAUCCAAGAUUUUUCAAUGUGGGGUUGUCUUUGCGCCUAAGUGCAUCUUGCGAAAAACGCUCUGAAAGGACAUAAUAAACUCCAUUGCAUAGCAGGUACUGAGUACAUUCAACCAGAGAAUGGCAUGUGAUUUUCAAACCUUCACAAGUUUGAGAGGAGAUAAACAUACUUGCCCUCUCCUUGUCAUUGAAACUCCCUUUGCGUUCCUGGAUGGACUUUUUCCAUUCAACAAAAUACACAAGAAAGGAGUUGAUGAGCCAGUCAAACCUUAUAUCAUUAGUUGUUGUGUAAGGUUUCAGGAAUGCCUUCUGUUUCAAUGGAUGUUCUCUUUUAUUUCGCACAUUCGUGCAGUCAAAGAACUGGUCCAUCAUUGAGCAAAAUUUGGCAGUUCCAGCAGCUUCCGGAGGACCAUAUGCAAAUAGCACUUCAGCGACUGAUGAACUUAAAACCUGAGUAGCAAGGCUCACAUUCAUAAUAGAAUAAGAAUUUA